GCACUCAAGGCUGUCGACAUCUUCCUCCGCCAGCGCCAGCAAAGCGACCGGAGUCUGUUCAACCUCUCCAGCCAGAUCGCGACGAUCCAGUUCGCUUCAAGCUUCAGUACUGCAGAUGCCGAACAUCAGCAGACUUACCGGGCUGAGCGCGAGGCCGAAGCAGCCCGCAUCGACAUGCAUUGGCAACAGGUUCAGCGUCAGCAGGAAGAGGCUGCGUCUCUGAGGAGGGAAAUUGCCGCUGUGGAGCCCGACUUGGAACAUCACGAGCAGGAGCUGCAGGCGGUUCAGCAAGCAACUGAGCCCCUGGGAUGUGAGUACAUGAGACACAUGUGCGGGCGGCUGAUGUUUGUAACUUCCAAAUUGCUUCCUGCUUGGUGUGAUUAG
Molecule: messenger RNA, 384 nt
Organism: Symbiodinium necroappetens
Lineage: Eukaryota; Dinophyceae; Suessiales; Symbiodiniaceae
Source: the annotation of a GenBank genome assembly